Messenger RNA from Drosophila sechellia, 252 nucleotides. RefSeq lists its product as uncharacterized. Gene Ontology annotation, molecular function: protein binding. The record is from RefSeq and is a predicted model, not a curated record. The coding region runs from base 1 to 252 and encodes 83 amino acids. Lineage: Eukaryota; Metazoa; Arthropoda; Insecta; Diptera; Drosophilidae. The transcript is spliced from 2 exons.
AUGCACAUCUUGGGAUUGACCUUAAUCUGCUUCUGGUUUGGUUUUGCUGAAAGUUGUGAGAAAGUCUGCGCUCAUAACUUUAAGCCCAUGUGUGGUCACGAUGGAACGUGUUUUACGGAAGCCGUAAAUGCCUGCCAAAUGAGAAAUAUAAAUUGUGUAAGAAUUGCUAAGGGAAAACCAGUUUUUAAAAAAUUGCAUCUUGGAGCGUGUCAAAGAUAUUUUACAAUUUGUAAAAUGUUACCCGAAGAUUGA